Gadus chalcogrammus (walleye pollock) is the source of this 438-nucleotide messenger RNA. Its product is annotated as cholecystokinin-like. Lineage: Eukaryota; Metazoa; Chordata; Actinopteri; Gadiformes; Gadidae. Gene Ontology annotation, cellular component: extracellular region; axon. The coding region runs from base 1 to 438 and encodes 145 amino acids. The record is from RefSeq and is a predicted model, not a curated record. Gene Ontology annotation, molecular function: neuropeptide hormone activity. The transcript has 3 exons. Gene Ontology annotation, biological process: digestion.
AUGACUGCGGGGGUGUGUGUGUGCGUGCUGCUGCUGGUUCUGUGUACAAGCUGCCUCGGACUGCCUCUCUCCUCCCAGCCUGCCGCCGGUGAGGACCGCCGGGGGGGCGCGGACCGCCGCGUGCCCGCCUCCGCCUCCUCUGAAGCUCUCCCUGACACCGACACCUCCUUGUCCGAGCCCCACGUACGCCACAGGCGGUCUGCCCCACAGAUGAACGCGGCCCCCCUGUCGCAGGAGGAGGGAAACCCCCGAGCCAACCUCAGCGAAAUGCUGGCUAGGUUAAUCUCCACCAGGAAAGACUCGGUGCGGAGGGACAUGGCUGUGAGCAACCGGUCCAGUGGCGGGAUGAGCGCGGGCCACCGGAUAAAGGACCGGGAUUACCUGGGCUGGAUGGACUUCGGGCGCCGCAGCGCAGAGGAAUACGAGUAUUCCUCCUAA